AUGGCCGACGGUGAGCUACUGAGGUUAGACGACGCUUACUUAUCGUCAAUUCUGUGAUAGUGUAAUAGACAUGAAAAAAAUUAAAAUAUGAGUUCAGGAGAACAAGGAGCAGAAGGCGGCGGUGAAAAGGACGUGGAGUAUUAUUACAGACCAGGUGGGAGACGGAAUGAUGGUUUAAAAGCUGCAGAUAUUGUUCAUGUUUUACGAGAAAGGGUGGCUUACCUUUCAGGUGGCCGAGAUAGGAGAGGUGGUCCUAUUUUAACCUUCCCCUCACACACACACCCAGAAAGAUUAAAAUAUGAAGACCUGAGAAGGCUUAUGACAUAUUUAGCAAGUGUUCCAAGUGAUGAAGUUCGAGAAAGAGGCUUCACAAUGAUACUAGAUAUGAGGGGCACAAAAUGGGAAACAGUAAAGCCUAUAUUGAAAGCUUUACAGGAAUGUUUUCCUGGCAAUAUAAACAUGGCAUUUAUUAUCAAACCUGAAAAAUUUUGGGAGAAGCAGCGAACUAGUCUUGGAAGCUCAAAGUAUAAUUUUGAGACCAACAUGAUAUCAUUAGACAGUCUUAAUAAAGCCAUUGAACCUAGUCAGCUAACAAGAGAGUUUGAUGGAACACUGGAGUAUGAUCACGAACAGUGGAUACAACUGCGGCUGAUGUUAGAGGAGUUUAUAUGGAAGGCUCUAGACCUGCUGGACAAGCUGGAUGAACUGGGAGAGAUCCUCACCAAUCCAGAGCUACCAGAUGACCUUAAUGGUGCUCAAAUGGUGCUGGAAGAACACAAUCACCUGAAGAAAAGGGUCCAAAUGGCACCAGUGGAGCAGCUGGCCAUGGAGGGACACCAGAUUUUACAAAGGAUCACUGGGGAAUAUAGUGGAUCUCAUGGAAGGAGGUAUGUGAUUUCUGGCAAUGCUGACUUCCAGUCUGCUGUACCUCAGAUCUCCCAGCUGCUUGACAACCUCCAGUCCACCAAGCAACACCUGAACCAGCUGUGGAGUGUCAAGAAGAUGAGACUGGAACAAUGCUUACAACUUAGAAUAUUUGAAGAAGAUGUAGAAAAGAUGUUUGAAUGGAUUAGUCAUAAUAGAGACCUAUUUCUAGUCAACUACACAGAGAUAGGAACCUGUCAUCAAAUGGCAGUGGAGCUUGAAUCUGAACAUUGUCAGUUUGCCACAAGUGCUGAGAAUGUGUAUGUGAAUAUAACAAGAAUUCUGGGUAUGGCCCAACGCAUGUGUGACUCUGGUCAUUACGCCUCAAAUACUAUUAGAAUGGAGGGUGGGAGGCUUGAAAGAGAGUGGAAGAGUCUAGCUGCGGCAUUAGAAGACAGAAGCACUGUUCUGCGCAUGUCAGUAGUGUUUCAUAAAAAAGCUGAACAGUACCUUGCUCAAGUGAUUGUAUGGCAGAAUACAUGUGAAAGUCUCAAGAUUCCCUCAGGUAUUGAGGACCUUGAGGAGGCUCUCCAGCAGCAUCAGAAUCUCAUAGAAACCAUCAGUCAGACAUAUGCUGAGGUUUGUGGUGAUGGGAAAGCACUCUUAGAUACCCUUCAGACACCUGUUACAUCCAGUAGUGCUAACUCUAUAACUGCCAAGGCAGAUUACUCUGAGGCUGCUGGUCAUGUUUUAGAUGUAGUUCACGAGGUCCUGGCACACCAGCGUCAUUUAGAACAAAUUUGGCAUGGCAAAAAGGUCAAGCUUCACCAAAGGCUAGGACUUAGGCUCUUUCAGCAAGACGUGAAGCAGGUGAUUGACUGGCUAAACAACCAUGGUGAUGUUUUCCUCAAGAAAAACAUCUCUAUAGGGAAAUCACUGCAGAGAGCCAAGGCAUUACAGAAAAGUCAUGAGCACUUUGAGUCUGUAGCAAGGAAUACAAUAACAAAUGCAGAAAAACUUCUAGCAGCAGCUGAUGAGCUUGCUCAAACUGGAGAGUGUGAUGCCACUGAAAUUUACAGCGAAGCACAUGAACUAGAGCAGCGAAUGCACUCAUUUUUAACUGCUCUUCAAAGGCGAAGAGCGGUGUUGGACAUGACAGUGAUAUUUUAUUCACAUGUACAUGAGUUGACCAACUGGUUAGAAGAUCUGCACACAGAGCUACAAAGCACAGAGCUAGCUGACAGCGUUGAAGGGGCAGAGCAUUUGAUAGCACAGUUCAAUCAGCAGAGGGAAACAACUGUGGAAGCUGCUAUCAAUACUGUUGGGGAGGGAGAGACGCUGUUGGAACAGCUAAGGAUCAUUUCCAUGGAAACAGAAAAGACAGGACACAGUGCUGAUUACAAGCACAUAGAAGGGGUCCUAAGUCAGCUCAAUGACAGUCGCAGUCAGCUUGAAGAUUUAUGGGCAGCAAGAAAAAUGAAGCUAGAUCUUUGCCUGCAGUUGCAGGUCUUUGAGAGGGAUUCAAUGGAGGUAUCCUCCCAGCUGGAGUUACUGUCAGAGGAGUUACAGCACAUGGAAAUGGUAACAGAUGGCAGUAAAGCUGAGCAGCUGUUACAGAUUCACAAUGAGAGUGUCAUGCAUGUACAAAACUGCACAUAUGAAGUUAUACAACGGGGCCAAGAAUUAGCACAGGUGAUGAGUGAGAAUGAUCAUGACGCAACCAAUCGCAUUAGUGUCUUAUUAGAAUAUCUAAAUGAGAGACAAGUAGAUCUAGAGGGUCUGGCUGAACAAAAGAGGUUAAGACUUCAGCAAUGUGUGCAUCUGAGGAACUUUGAGAUCGAAGCCAGACAGGUGAUCUUGUGGGUAAGAAAUGGAGAGUCAAUGCUGACUGACAGUUUUAUGUGUCCAAACUCACUUGUAGAAGCUGAACAGCUGAAGAAAGAACAUGAACAGUUUAUGAUUGCUAUAGAGAAAACCCAUUUUAGUGUUGUGACUGUGACACAAAGAGCUGAGGCCAUGCUCCAGCAACAACACUACAACGCAGAGCUGGUGCGGGCUAUUGCAGAAAAUGUGACCCUAGCCUGGCAGCAGCUGAUGUAUCAUGCAGAAGAGAGGCAGAAGCUGGUCAUGGCAUCCACCAAUUGGUACAAAACUGCUGAGCAGGUCUGGUCAGUAUUAGAGUCAUUAGAUCGUGAUUACAAGCGCGAUGAAGACUGGUGCAAUUCGGAGAAAGCUGGUACCACCAACACGCAGGCUAAGGCAGCUUACCUAGUCCAACUUAUAAAUAAACACAAUGAGCAGAAGGAGGCUUUUCUUAGGGCUUGUACUUUGGCAAGAAGAACUGCUGAAACAUUCCUCAAGUAUGUGACCAGAAACCUUCACUUUCUGGGCAUGCAGAUGAAAUUUAGAAGCCCUGAACAAAGGGUGAAAGCCACAUUGACCAAGUUAUUAGGGCAGGAAAACCUAGUCUUAGAAUUCUGGACCAUCAAGAAAAGGAAACUUGAGCAGUGCCACCAGUUUGUUUUGUUUGAACAAAGUGCUAAGCAGGCACUUGAAUGGAUCCAUGACUAUGGUGAGGCUUAUUUGGCAUCACACACCAAUCUAGGCGCAGACAAAAAUGAAACAGAAGCUUUGCUUAAAGAACAUUAUGAAUUUAGAAACAGGGCCAAGGAAACGAAAGAAAAUGUUAAGCUACUUCUCCAACUUGCGGACGAUUUCGUCACAAAAGGUAACAUCCAUGCUACCAGCAUCAUGGAAUGGUGCUCUAUGGUGGACAAACGUUACAAAUUGUUUUCUUCCCGCAUGGAGAAGUACAGGAUUCAGCUGCAGGGAAAGCUGGGUGUUACCCCACAAGAGCAAAGUGAAAAAGAUGAACAAAGGCAGAGUGACUCUUCUAUUGAAGAGAAACUGGAGCAGACAGGAACAGCAAAAGAAAUAACAGAAGAGAAGAGAAAAUCUGCUAGGAGGAGAGAGUUCAUUAUGGCAGAGCUACUACAGACAGAAAGGACUUAUGUGAAGGAUUUAGAAACAUGUAUUCAAUAUUACAUGAAGCCUAUGUCAGACCCCAACAUGAAUGUCCCAUCUGGCAUCAAUGGCAAAGAGCACAUUGUGUUCAGCAACAUGGAUGAGAUAUAUGAAUUCCAUAAAGAUGUUUUUCUUAAAGAACUAGAAAAGUAUGAAACAAUUCCAGAAGAUGUAGGCCAUUGUUUUGUCACAUGGGCUGAGAAGUUUUCCAUCUAUGUGACUUACUGUAAAAAUAAACCAGAUUCUAAUGCACUGCUUGUAGAGCAGGCAGGCAGUUUCUUUGAGGAGAUGCAGCGCAAGGCCACACUAGACGAGCGCAUUGCCUCCUACCUGAUUAAGCCUGUGCAGAGAAUCACCAAGUACCAACUUUUGCUCAAAGAUUUGCUCACCUGCUGUGAGGAACACACCGGAGAAAUAAAAGAAGCCUUAGAAGUGAUGAUGAAUGUCCCAAAGAAAGCUAAUGAUGCCAUGCAUCUGAGUAUGCUAGAGGGACUGGAGGACAGUCUGCAGGCCUACGGUGAAGUCCUUCUGCAGGACAACUUCACAGUCUGGGACCCCAAACAGCUGAUCAAGAAAGGGAGAGACAGACACCUGUUUCUGUUUGAUGUCUGCCUGGUAUUCUCUAAAGAGGUCAAGGACAGUAAUGGGAAAUCCAAGUAUAUUUUCAAGUUUAAACUUAUGAUCUCAGAAAUCAAUGUUACGGAACAUAUUGAAGGGGAUGAGACCAAAUUUGCACUAUGGACUGGCAGGGCACCUAUUUCAGAUUAUAGGAUAAUACUGAAGGCGUCUUCACUUGACACCAAGCAACAGUGGGUGAAGAAACUGAGAGAGCUGAUACAGGAGAGAGUCAUGUACCUCAACGACGCCCUCAAAGACAAGCAGGCAACAAUGUUUAAACCCCCACCCAAACUGUUCAACACUAGUCGUGUCAGCAGGGAGAUUGAAGGGGAGACGGUUGAAGGCUUAUCUGCCCUUGAGAGGCGGGGAUCUCUCAUGUCAAUCACCUCCAACACCACUACAGGGACCAAUGAUAGCAGUGGCAGUGGAGGCAUGCAUAAUAAGGCUGGACAAGACCUGACGUUGGUUGUGGAGGAUUUCAUCGCCUCAAGCCCCAAAGAAGUGAGCGUGAUGCGAGGGCAGCAUGUAGAAAUCAUCGAUGCCUCACCUGGUCAGUUAGACUGGUGCCUGGUCCGUACACUCCCGCCAGAUGGCGCUGACAGCUCGCAGGGAUUAGUUCCUAUGUCUGUCCUAAAACCUAUCUCAUUUCUACAAACACCUGGGGCCAGAAACAGUAUUGAUCUAGAUGAUUCAAUGAACAAUGCUGAAGGGACAUCAUCACCAGUGAGCAAAAGACGAAGUAGUUUUAAGAAAUGGCUGACUACACCUGUGAGAAAGCUCAGUCAUGGUCGAAUAGAAAAACAGGGAGGGACUUUGUUGGACCCCCAGAGAGCACUGCAGCGGGGUGAAAGGAGGGUGAUCUCAAAUCCUCUGGGCUUGGAGAGGGACUCCACAGCAGGGGAAACCACUCCAACAGCCGAACAAGGGGUCAUCACUCCUCAGGUGGCUGUCUUAACACAGAAGCAGCCACUAGACUCCACAAAUGAGGAAGAAGAGCCAGCACAGGAUAUAGAGAUGCCCCCUCCUAUGGAGAUCCAAGACCAUUCAUUCAAGCCAGAGAGCAAGGAGGUCUCCACAGAUGAUGUCACAGCUAAACUGGCAUCCCAGCUGUCACUGAAGCCACAGGGAGAGAACUCAGUGGCCACAGACCUAACCAGUCAGAUAGAGAAUAUAAACAAGCAUAGAAUUGAGCCUACAGCUGAAGGUGCCAGUGGAAACUCUUCAAAAUCAGACCUGAACCCCAGCCCAUCAGGCACACAGGCAGAGCUAAGUCUAGCUGACGCCACCUUAAACCCUACAGAUAGCAGGGAAGAAGAAGAGGAUGAUAAAGUUGAUGAAGGGAGAGACUUUGAGGCUGAAAAAGCCAAGUUCCUCAAGAAAAGACAAUUUGUUGUGCAAGAGCUUUACGACACAGAAAAAGACUAUGUGAAAGAUUUAGCAACUAUAGUUGAUGGUUACAUGGCAUACAUGAGGGAUAACCCACUGCCUGAUGAGAUGGAGGGCAAAGAUAAAAUUGUUUUUGGCAACAUUCACCAAAUUUAUGAUUGGCACAAUGAGACUAUGCUUUCUGAGUUAGAAUCAUGUUUGACCAACCCAAACAAAGUUGCAUCUAUAUUUAUUCGUUAUGAAAGAAGGUUAUACAUGUAUGUAAAAUAUUGUGAGAACAAACCCAAGUCAGAAUAUGUUGUAUCUGAGUAUCUAGACACAUAUUUUGAGGAAGUUCGGCAAAAACUAGGUCACCGCCUCAUGCUUCCAGACUUGUUAAUUAAACCUGUUCAAAGAAUCAUGCGCUACCAACUUUUGCUCAAAGACAUCCUAAAAUACACAGAGAAAGCUGGAGAGGACCCAUCAGAAUUAAAGAAAGCUCUGCGUGUCAUGUGUAUAGUCCCUAAGGCUGCCAAUGACAUGAUGCAAGUUGGGAGGCUGCAGGGAUUUGAUGGUAUCAUUACUGCUCAAGGCAAGUUGCUACUGCAGGAUACCCUUUCCGUGUCAGAAGCCUCAUCCGGAGGCCAACAGAAAUUUAAAGAGAGAAGAGUUUUCCUGUUUGAGCAGAUCAUCAUCUUCAGUGAGAUGAUUGAAAGAAAGAAAGGAAAUUUCUCUAAUGCAACUUAUAUUUUCAAAAAUAGCUUAAAGGUGAAUAAAAUGUCAUUGAAUGACAAAGUUGAAGGUGAACCUUUGCGCUUUCAACUAACUGACCGCACUCCAGGGUCAGAUGUUCGGAUGAUAGUCCAAGCCAAUUCUGAAGAGAAUAAAGAGACAUGGAUUAAACAAAUCAGAUCUAUUUUGGAUAUGCAAGGGGACUUUUUGCGAGCUCUCCAAUCACCCAUAGACUACCAGAGAAACCAGAUGAACCUUACUAAAGAUUUAUCGGCUCCUGAUUUCAACACCAGCUUUGGAGACUCAGCCCUACGAAAAACACAAUCCCACCCACUUAACAGGUUACACAACCUGAGCCCAUCAAAGUCUCCAGCCACAAAAUCUCGCUCGGACAUUUCAGUGGCUGGACCCAAAUCAAAAACAGAUCGAUGUAAAUCUAUACCCGGGCAGUUUCCACAAUGUCUGGUAGAAGAUAGUGGAGAUAGUGCUCAAGACAAAGCUUCUUGCCCUAAUUCACCCAUGGAUGUUAGCAAAGAUCUCUUGCGCAACAAUAGUAGUGACAGCAGUUUAAGGAAGUUUUCUUCAUCGGGUGCCGAUGCUACGGCUGGCUCCAGCUCCCCCAAGCCAAAAAAGACAAUAUUUGACGGCUUUCGAAACACACUGGGCCGCAAAUCUAAAUCCAGCGACAAUAGCAAGUUGUUAUCCGACGCGACAAACAUUUCAUCCCCCCAGUCACCCACAUGCGCAGGUUUAGGACUGGAAGCUUCUAAUUCGUUUACAAUGGAGGUCGGGAACUCCGAGGCUAGUACGGCCAUGUCUGAGGCGUACGAUGACGCAACAUCUGCAGCAGCGGCGGCGGCUUCAUCGUCUGCGGCGACGGCGGCGGCAACUUCACUCAGCCCCUCGACACCUUCGAGUCGGGUGGCAGAUACCCCCUUGACCAGUGGACGCAUCUUGUUUGACUACCAAGCUAUCAAGGAGGACGAGGUCACAGUGUCCAAGGGUGAGCUGGUUCAAAUCCUCAACACCAACCACCUGAACAUGUACCUGAUACACCGACCAGCCAAUCAGACGUCACCUGCGGCUGAAGGCUGGGUGCCCAGUCAUAUCAUUGGACCCAGGGACGGAGAGGGCAGCCUCAAGAAAUCUAAGCAGAUGUUUAAAAUCAAGAAGCCAAUGUUUAGGACACCCCAGCGAGCAGAGUCUGAUGCUAAGGACAAGAAGGACAUGGACGGCAUGAACAGUUUGGAGAGGAAGUCCAAAUCACUAGGCAGGGAUGGGAAGCCUAAAGUCAAGUUCAUAUCUGCGGAGCUUGGGUUUGAGAUCCCCCCUAUUGUCCAGCAACCCUUGACCAGCCUGACCGUCCAGGCAGGUGACACUGCCACUCUGACCUGCAAAAUUUGUGGUCGUCCAAGACCUAUAGUGUCAUGGCGGUACCAAGACUCUUCUCCUAUUGGUCCAAGCAAUCGCGUGAUGAUUAUGUAUAACGAGGAGGGCGUGGCAACACUUCAAAUUGCCAACGUCAGCUCUACAGACAGUGGUGAAUACUCCUGUGUGGCCUCAAGUGAGAUAGGCUCCAUAGUGACCCGAGCCUCGUUAACAGUUUUAGACCGCCCUGGGCCACCUGGCCAACCUGUGAUCAGAAAUCAAGUUGGAACAGCUGUACACCUGGAGUGGGCCCCACCUUUAAAUGCUCAAACGAUGCCCACCAUGGGCUCAGGUGUCCCUGUACAAAUUCAAGGGUACACUAUAGAGUUUAGGGAGGCAGGUUCCACCAUGUGGCAGCUGGCCAUCCCGUAUGUCCCCAACACCUCACAAGUGAUAGGAGACCUGGAGCCUGGCCUGACCUACCAGUUCCGCAUCAGCGCCAACAACGCUAUUGGCAUCAGUGAGCCGAGUAAACCUUCCCCUUACGUGGCCAUACCCAGUGAAUAUGAACUAAGUGAAAGAGAAGACGCACCUUGUGUUAUGUGGAAGGCAACAUUUGAAAAUGACUUUACAGAUUUGGGAGAGAUAGGAAAAGGUCGCUUUUCUGUGGUCCAUUGUUGUGUCCAGAAGUGUUCCGGCCAAGAUCUGGCCUGCAAGUUUAUCACCAAGAGGCUGAUCAGGAAGGAAGCUGUGGAGAUAGAGUUCAACACCCUCCAGAGUCUACAGCACAUGCAUCUGGUCAAAGUCUUUGACCUUUAUGAGACCCCAGCACAGUAUGUCAUCAUCAUGGAGUUGUUAACCCAUGGACGUCUACUAGAACACAUCAUUAGCAAGCAUCAUUUUGACGAGCUGCUGGCAGCAGAGUACAUGGCUCAACUACUGGACAGCCUGCACUACCUACACAACUGUCGGAUAGCACACCUUGAUAUUAAGCCUGAGAACCUGAUGAUGGAGGCGUCACCAUCGGCCAUGUUCCUGAAACUUGUUGACUUUGGUGAUGCUCGUCACAUCUACAACAACUACUACAUCCACCCCAUGAUUGGACACCCAGAGUUCACCAGCCCUGAGGUUGUCAGUGGGACACCAGUUGGGCUGUUGACAGAUAUAUGGAGUGUAGGAGUUUUACUGUAUGUUUUACUUAGUGGGGUGUCCCCAUUCCUGGAUGAGAGCCAGGAGGAAACUUGCUCCAACAUUGUCAGGAAUGACUUUUGUUUCCCAGACGAGUACUUUGCUGGUAUUUCCGCUGAGGCCAAAGAAUUGAUACGGUUUAUGCUUGUUGAGGAGCUCAGUAAGCGACCAACUGCCCAAGCUUGUUUAGAGAGUCCCUGGAUCAAGAAGGCUUCUGUACCCCGCUGCUCCCCCAUACGACCUAAGCCAAUCAACACAUCCCGUCUCUCAGAUUUUAUUCAGCGCAGAAAACACCAGAGUGAUGCUUUUAUUCUCAAGUCUCUGCCAUAACCUGCCCAACUCAUCAAGUUUUUCUAGAAACUUCCUCUCACACAAUACUUUACUACUGUAAUUAAGCUAAUAUUUAAGUUUUAAUUAGCCUCUAGGUAGUCCAGUAGUUACAUAACACAAUGACACCCCCCCCCCACUUUCACCCCUUCCCUCAGACAUUAAUGUAACUGGUUAGCAGAUCUAUACAGUUGUAAUGUACAUCAACAACUGUGUUUUUUUAUUUAUGAUCACAGGCCUUUUUUUGUAAGAUAUGUUUGACUAAAACACAUUAUUAGUUUCAUAGCUUUUUGCUAAGCUUUACAGUUUUAUAGAAGACAAUAACAUACUUUUAAAAUAUAGUGUUAGAAAAAUAACACUAAAAAUAAAUAACAUACACAAUAAAUUAAAUGUACUUCUUAAUUUGUAUCGGCCUAAGAUAUUUUUAAAUGUGAGAAACACCUAAAUGUACAUCGCGUUUGUAUACUAUUGUUAUCCUCUAACUUUUUUUUUUCUUUUUUUUUAAAAUGGAGAUCUAUUGUCACUAGAGCAUACUGUUUAUUGCAGUUUCAAUAUUUUCACACACAGAGUUCGUGACAGACAGGUUUUAUAUAUCGACUAAAGCCUGGGCGUAUGUUUUAAGUUAGUCCCACUAAAGUUUGUGACAUAGAAAGUUAUUAUGUAUUAGUUGUCCCAAGUCUAGACAUGUUAAUUCUAGCUUCACUGCAACCACAAAAGUAGUUUUUUGAAACAGUAGUAACAAAAUUGAUUAGAGUAACCUUCUGUGUGUUUUUAUUUCAUGCUCUUACUGAAUCUUCAACAUGAGAAAUUAAUUAUAUUCGCCCUUUGACCUUGGUGUAUAUUGUUUUCUCAUCUCUUUUAUUCUACUUAAGUACGCAAGGCUUCAUCAAAAUAUUGUUUUUAUGUUUAUGUACAUAUUCAUUGAAUACUUUUUUUUACACCCUCUGAAUGUAUUGGGUAAAGCUGUAAAUACAUUUUUUUAUUGACAGAUGCUGAUAAUUUCUGCCAUUUGGACAUAGUAGUUUAUGUAUAUAUUUCAACCAUUGGAUACUUAAGAGAGAAAUCCAUUUAAUCCCCUACAAGUUUGUGCAAAACAUAGUUUAGACUUUAUUACCAAUUGUAAUCACCACUUCAUAGUUUUUUUUUACUAUUUUUUUCUGCUGAAAACUUAAGUGAAUGACAAUUCUUUUUACCUGAAAAAAAUUGUUCAAGAUAAUUAUUGUGCUUGAGUGUAACUUCACAUUUUGCAGCAAUAUAAUAGUCUAUUGGUAGAUUUUUUUUCUUCAAAUCACUGGUCUGGGAAGUGAUAAUGAAAUGAUUCAGUUACUUUAGAAAAGAUUUGACUUGUUGGCACACAACUGUGAUUUGAUUAGAAUGGUUGAUGUAGGUCUUAGUGCACUCUGACUUAGCUUAAACAUGAGUUUAAUUUAAUACAGAACACACUUUGUUUUUAUCAUUCAAAUAAUGUAUUGUUUCAUAUUUGAUUACAAAGUAUUAAACAUCAGUUUGAUGACCAUUUCAUCAUGCAGUGCAAGCACAUGUAAUUUCUGUUAAAUAAUGAAAUUUUGUUAAGAAUUUUAAAACAGUAAUUCACCCAACGUAUACAUUUUUGUACUGUUUGACCUUCUCCAGAAGUAUUCCAAGGUGUGCAUAAUGGUCAUCUAACACACAAAGUAGUUUAGGUACUUAACUUCUUUUUUAUAUUCCCCUAUGUCAUCAGUUCAACUGUUGUGUUAUGGGAAGGCUGUUGGACAUCUGAUACAAUUAUGUUACAAUUGUUAAUGAACUGAUUCAGUUUGUGUAGAUGUACUUACCUCAUUUCAGGGAAAUCAAACAUUUCCAUUUCUCUUGUAGGAUAUUCCUUUCUUUUUACACUUGUUGCUUUUUUGACAUAAUGUUCAUUUGAUUUCAAUUUUUAAAAAAUCAAAAUUAUGCUAACCUGCUGUAAGAAACAAAUGCUGACUUAAAAAGAUCUAUGUACUCUUUUAUUUAAAGAUCAUUUUAUUGUAAGAAAAUAUAAAUUACUUCAUACAUUUUUUUACACAAUAAAAUCAUUAAAUGAUGAUAUUUCUGGCUAUCUACUUAACAUUGAGUUCACAGCGCUUGCAUUUUAUAUAUUUAAAAAUUCUUACAAACUGUUAUAAUAUAAUCACUUUGAAGAUACCCCAUGUAAGAAUGAAUGUCAAAAAUUAGAUUUGCCUCAUCACUUUUUUACCUGAAUGUCACAAUUGUUUAAAUAGCUAGACUACAUCUAGAUUGAUAAGUUUUUAAACCCAAGUGAAUUGCUGCCAAAAAACUAUUUAAAUGGUAGACAACACACUGAUAUAACAACACUGUACAUAUCUUUUUAUCCGACCUCAGUGCUUUUCAUGUGAAUAUCUCUUUCAUAUUUUUUCUUCACUUGCAUCAGAAUUAAUGGACUGCGACUGAAUUCUUGUUACCGUUAUUUUUUAUUUCACCAAUGUCAUAUUUAUAUUUACAGCCAUGUCAAUCAAUGUAUUUGUCAUCAGCAUUGCCAUUAUGACCAUUGCUAAUUAAAUUUUUAAAAAUUCAUCA
This is a messenger RNA of Physella acuta, 12042 nucleotides long. Its product is annotated as kalirin. Lineage: Eukaryota; Metazoa; Mollusca; Gastropoda; Physidae. The record is from RefSeq and is a predicted model, not a curated record. Gene Ontology annotation, biological process: axon guidance; protein phosphorylation; intracellular signal transduction. Gene Ontology annotation, molecular function: protein kinase activity; protein binding; ATP binding. Gene Ontology annotation, cellular component: extrinsic component of membrane; cytoplasm.